Molecule: messenger RNA, 6228 nt
Organism: Bipolaris zeicola 26-R-13
Lineage: Eukaryota; Fungi; Ascomycota; Dothideomycetes; Pleosporales; Pleosporaceae
Exons: 2
Coding region: 1-6228 (2075 amino acids)
Biological process (GO): small GTPase-mediated signal transduction
Cellular component (GO): cytoplasm; plasma membrane
Molecular function (GO): small GTPase binding; guanyl-nucleotide exchange factor activity
Source: RefSeq, a predicted model, not a curated record
AUGCCGAGCUGGAGACCACUCCCGCGUAUCGCGUUCGCCAUAUGCAUAUACCCCUUCCAGCCCUCGUCGCCCGCCGACCUGCCCCUCGAAAUUGGCGAUGAGCUGUACAUAAUUGAACAGGGUGGGCAAGAUGGCGCCUGGUACCGCGGCUACUUGGUUGCGCCGCCCUCAUUGCUGGCUGGCCUGACGAGCGUCAAGGGCCAGACGCUCGAAGCGCGCGUCUUCUCGGGCAUCUUCCCACGCGUCUGUGUCGAGGUGCGCGAGGUUCUGGGCGACAGUAAAGACACGCCCUCCCAAGACACUGCAACCGAUGCCCGCCGUGCCAGCACCUAUCCACAGCACACCAACGGCGUCGUCACACCCACCGAGAGCACUCGCACCACCUCUCCGUUUGCAAAAGCCUCGACCGCUCAUGCCCGCCAAAGCUCAAAGAGCGAUGCCGUCUCCUCGCUGCCAUAUCCCACCACCGGCCGCCCACCCUCCAGCCGCAGAUCAAACAGAAAGCGCGCAGGCAGCACCCACUCGCAAUGGACUGCCCGCGAAGAGCAUCUGCAGCAAUUGGCCCUUCCCCUGUCGCCCAUAUCAGACCCAACCGCCCCACGACCCCCCGCGCCCGUACCCAUGCUCAAGAUUGGCGACGAGACACCCACAUCCGCCCAGGAGCCCUUGGUAGACGAAAUCGCCUCGUGCCUGCGAGAAUGGCAUUCGACAAAGGUGCACGAGCUCCUGCUUGCACGCAAAUAUGGCUCGCUGGACAAAAUGUCCACGCUCGUCAACACCCUGGACACGGCACGCCGCCAACUGUUGCACAAGGUGCUCACCGCAAAGGAACUGGAAAAGGUGCGGGAAGAAACCGUCUGGGAUCUAGUUGCCGGCAACAAGAUGCUGUGUGGGGAUGUCAUUGUGCGCAGCCCUUCGCAGCGCGGGCGCAUCUUGACAGGCGACGACUCGGCCAUUGAGAUUACCAAGUUGCAGUCAAUGAUGAGCCUUCUCGACAGCCGGCCCACUCCACAGCUCGAUGAGCACAAUCUGCACCACUUGUUCGUCAGUCUCAAGCAUGUGGCGGGCGACGUUGUGCCUGGAGCGGCUCAAAUAUGCAUGCACCUGUGUCUCAAGACACCUGGUACUGCACCACAACCCCUCUCAGAGGCCUACUCUUUCGACCUGACUAACAAAGACGGGACAGCCGUGUCUUUGGCUGGCGACAAGCUGCGCGCACUGCUCGUAGAUCUCAGCCUGACGGACAUUGGCGAAGGCGCGGGGUCUGGCUCCACGCUAUAUCUCGUCUUUCGACUCACCACCAAUGAGCCUCUGCGCUCGUCCUCAGCCGGCGAGAAGGGCGGCUCAAGUAGGGAAACGACUCCGAGCAAGACAUCCGGGGUGCAGCCUUCCCAACAAGGAAGCAUCAAGGGCGGCAGGCGCAGCGUCAUGUUUGGCGGAUCAAAGAGGAAGGAGUCAGUCAACUCACGACAAACUGACUCGUCUGAAGAGCGCCGACAUCAAAGCUUCGACCAGAGCCGCUCCCAGACAGCCGAGCCACGUCCGGGGUCGGCUGCAACUGCAACCACACGAGCAAGGGCUCUGUCUCGAGAUCAGAAGACGCUAAAAAGAACAGUCGCAGUUGGCGUCGUCCCCGUAAACCAAGUCUUGCAGUCACGCUCCGAAGCAGACCGCACUGUUGCCAUGUUUUGUACCGCAGCAUCUGGUGAAGAUGUUUCCGAAGAUGGGGGUGACUGGGACAGUAUACUCCCUGAGAUAUACCCUAGUGCCAGUGGGCAGUAUACGCGGGAUCCCCAUAUUAGCCGCAUCACCAUACACCUCAAGGCCUUUGUCGAGACCGAUGCUGAGCGGCUCAUUCAAAAGGUCCCGACAGUGCUUCACAACAUCAAGCAGUGUCGGAAGAUUGGCUUCUCAGGUGCUCCAACUAAACCCCGUAGUGACAUCUACCUGACACUGGUCGAGCCUUUCCUUCCAAAAAACGCCUUUUUGGCUCACCCAAAGACUGGCUCUGUUCCAUUGGGACAAACUUCUCCUAUGAGCAACUUGCAGCUCACUAUCGAGGUUCGGAAGAGCUCUGGAGAACGCAUUGAAGGCUGCAUCUAUCCGUCCACCAACAGUGCAGGCCACACAGCAUGGCGCACAACAGCAGCUCAACGAGGCGAAGGCUGGAACUCGACCAUCCGGCUUGCCAUUGAUCCUCAAGACGUGCCUGGUUCACACCUAGUCAUGAGCGUUGCUGACGCGCCUGGAUUCCCAUUUGCCCUAUGCUGGAUGCCACUCUGGAACCAGGACGCCUUUGCCCGCGAUGGCGACCACGCCUUGACCUUGUACAAAUACGAUGAAUACACCUCGGGUAUGAUUGCUGGCAAAGGCGCCUACCUUGGACUACCAUGGAGCGCUAAGAAGAAGGAUGAGCAUGUCAUGGGUCCAAUGGCUGCCGUUCACGUCAAAACCUUUCUCUGCAGCACAAAAUACUCUCAAGACCCGACAAUAUUAGGUCUCAUCAAGUGGCAAGAACAACCACCAGGUGAACUCGUAGGGUUACUACGCCGAUUCAAUUUCGUCCCAGAGAUUGAAAUCGUCAAGCUUUUAAGUGAGGUCUUCGAUGCCCUCUUUGCUAUCCAGAGCCAUUAUGCUGGCAGUGAUGAGUACGAGGAUUUAGUUUUCAACGCCGUUGUGAUUGUCCUGGGAAUCGUUCAUGACCGACGCUUCAACCUCGAGCCCCUUGUGGAUCAGUACGCUCGGACUAAGGUGUUCCACUCGCUCGUCACUUCAUGUCUGAUGCAAAGUCUCGGUCGACUUCUAGCCAAACCUACCGACCCAGAGAGUUCCCGGAGGCUACGUGCGACUUUCAAGGUUGGCAAACUAAUCAUGAAGUUCCUGGUCAACGCUCGAGAGAGGCAAAAGGCAAAGGAGGAGAGCAUCGGCAUCAAGGACAGAGCCCAGUUCAGCAAGGAAAUGAAGGUGCUCUUUACAUCUCUCGAAUCCCUGAUGAAGAACCAAUCACCUGUUCUCAUCGGCACCAAGACCAUUUUAGUCCAAAACCUUCAUGCUUGGAUCACGGAGCUAGAAGGAUGCAUGCCUGCUACAGAAGUCUUCAAGCUGACUGCUGGGUUCAUCGAAUCCUCUUCCGAUGUACAGGGCAAGCUUAUCCUCUACAAGCUCGUUCUGAUUCAUCAUCUGUCGGAUCUUCAAAUCUUCCGCCCGCCUGAAGUACGCCGCAUGCUCUUAGCAAGCACGGUGCAGUGGCUAGCGCCAUACUGGGGUAGAGUAGAGACCGUCACCGACCAGUGGAAGGACCAAGUACGCCUCUGCUGCUCAGUGGUAGCAUCGCAGGUGGAUGAACUUGGAAAGGAAGCUCCCGAGUACAUGCCAAAACUGGUCGAAUCAUACCGUGCCAUACAAGCCACUCCUCGGCCACCUAAGAAGACGCUCUCUCUAUUGUUUCCUACAAGCUACCCUUUCCAGACACGGCCCACGACUGCUGAGGCUUCGUUUGACGAGGCUAUGGCUGAGAUUUCGGCUGUCCUUGCAGCAAUGUCGAGUCUACCCUCACUCCUACACCCAGAGUGGCCCAAGGAGGAGACAGCUGAAUUUUUGUUUUCGGUGUUGCAGGUGUACAUUUCCAUUCUCGAUUGCGAGGCGUUUCCCAGCUCCUGGCUGAGUGUGCACAUCUACCACCACAAGGCCACCAUGCGUGCAUUAGAGAAACUCUUCAACAUCCUAUCCGACUCUUUUCUUCCUCUUCCUGAUGAGGCUGACCGCUUCAGCACGGAACUGUGGCGCGCAUUCUUCGAUGCGUUGCUAAAGCUUGUGGGCAGUGAUGCGCUUGCGUUGGAAACAUUCCCAGAGCAGAAGCGUCGGGCUGUGUGGAAGAUCGCUGGCGAUGUUCGUGAACACGGCGCGGAUUUGCUGCAACGUAGUUGGGAGACCAUUGGCUGGGAGGCGACCGCCGAAGACAAGGCCCAGUACGGACUUGACAAGAUGGGUGGCUUCCAAGUGCAAUAUGUGCCCGGGCUGGUCGCACCCAUUGUGGAGCUUUGUCUCAGUGUUCAUGAAGGUCUGCGCAGUGUAGCUAUUGAAGUGCUGCAAACGAUGAUCAUCAGCGAAUGGACGUUGAGUGAAGACCUGGCUCUUAUACAGGCCGAGAUGAUUGAUUGCUUGGACAACCUGUUCAAGACAAAACACCUAACUGAAGCCGUCUCGCAGAAACACUUCAUUCAGGAGCUGAUUGAGCUUUUUGAGCCUCUUGCCCACAACCCUGAAGAAGAGUUGCUUGGGGCCUUGAAGAACCUCAUCUCCACUGUUGAUGAGCUGCUUGACCUGCUCGUUGCUGUGCACAGCACCGAGGCCACUGGAGAGAUUUUCCACAUCAUGGACACACUGCACUUAAUGGAGUUCUUGAAGGACAUGCAGAAGGAAGACAUGUACAUCCGCUACGUACAUCAGCUUGUUGAACUUCAGGCCGACGCUCAGAACUACACCGAGGCAGGACUUGCGCUCCGAUUGCAUGCUGAGUUGUAUGACUGGGAUCCAAACUUGACUGUAGACCCACUUACAGACCCGAGCAUGCCACCUCAGUCUGCAUUUGAGCGAAAGGAACAACUCUACUUCCAGAUGAUCGACCACUAUGAGACCGGACAGUCAUGGGACAACGCGUUGGCUGCUUACAGGGAGCUUGCGACACAAUACGAACACAACAUCUUCGAUUUUGCGAAGCUUGCACGAACUCAGCAUGCCAUGGCUAAGAUCCACGAAAGUAUCGCCAGGGGCGAGCGCCCCAACCCCCGCUACUUCAGGGUGGUGUAUAGGGGUCUAGGAUUUCCUCCUGGAUUGCGGGACAAGCAGUUCAUCUUUGAAGGAUCAUCCAAUGAUCGAUUGGCCUCGUUCACAGAUAGAAUGCAACAACAGCAUCCUUCAGCACAGGUCAUCAAUCCCGGUGCAGAAGUAGACGUCGAAGGCCAGUACCUGCAAAUCUACCCGGUCAGCCCACAGAAGGAUCUGACACAUCCAAUCUACCAACGAGCAAAGGUGUCUCAAUCCGUCAAGGACUACUACCUGCUAUCUCGACCAUCUCACUUCACGUCAGCAUCUCGUCGUUCGCCAUCAGCCUUCAACCCGAGAGAGGCAACUGCAGAGAAGAGCCUCUACACCACAGCCGAGAGCUUUCCAACAAUCCUACGAAGAAGUGAAAUCGUUGCUGUAGGCACUGUGACACUUACGCCACUGCAAAUGGGCAUUGAGCGCACAUCACGCAAGACAGUAGAGCUCCUUGCUAUUGAAAAGCGCAUUGCAGAUGGCGACGACACUGCUUUCAACAUGCUCACUCAAGAACUCAUGUAUGCUGUCGAUACGAAUUCACGAGACUGCGUGGCCAAUUAUCACGACCUGCUCCCGCCACUGGAUCAUGCAGAAGACGAUGAUGAGAUGUCCCAACCUAAUCCUUUGGAGAAUGCUAUGAGAGUUGCCUUGAUUGAUUAUGCUCUCGUUAUUCGCCGCUGCUUGUCGCUAUAUGUGAGGCCUGCUCAGCAAGCCACCAAAGCAGACCUUUCACAACGAUUUGAGGCGGCCUAUUCCCGAGAACUAUCCGCUCUAUUGCCUACAAACAUUGCUCCGGCGACACGGUCCCCUACUGGCUCAUGGCUGGCGGCAGCUACGUCGCGUUCACGAGUAGCAAGUCCGGCACCUGACGAAAAGACAGCCAAUGGAGACAAGGUAGCACCACCAGUACAAAAUGGUCGGUCUUCCCGACAAGACAAAAAAAGACACAGUCUAGCCUUUUUGACCAAAGAUUUCCUCUUGGGGGAAUCGGAGAAAGACAAGGAAAAAGAGAAGGAAAAGGAAAAGGACAAGGACAAGGAUCUCAAGGUGGAAAAACCGACAAUUGACGACGACGCUUCAACCACAGUCUCGUCGGGUAGCCGCAACAAGGAACCAUCGAGCCGCCAUCGACUGAGCUUGAACUUCCUCAAUUCUACACCAAGCUCGCCACAGCCAGAGGCGUUGCCAAGCUUCCCAAGUAAUGGCCGAUCGAACAUGAGUGACAGCAGCCUCCCGCGCCAGUCGAGCGCGCCACGACCAGACACGGUCAAGAGCCAGAAGAGCGAUAAAUCACUAGCGUCGCGAUCAGGCAGUGUGAAGAAGAGACUCAGCUUCAUGAACAUUUCGAAGAAGAGUAGCAAGACUAGCGUGCGGGGGCGUGUUGAUGAUACCCUGAUGGAGGAGUAA